ACAAACAUCAUUUACAUUUCAGAGCCAAGCUCAAACAAUGACAUUCUGUGCUCUUUCCAACACCUUCAUCUCUCCCUCUUUCCCAGUCUCUCAUCCACAUCGAUCCAAAUUCUCAUCUCUCAGAUUUUCCAUCUCCAGAUCUCAGCCUCUGGCUACCCAGUUGAGGAAAACGAUAUCAGCAACACGCUUUACAACGUUUUGUUCUCUGGAUGCUGCAAAUGCUCCAAAACAAGACACCCCAAUUGAAUUCAGGUACCCUGCAUUUCCAACAUCGUUGGACAUCAACAAGAUUCUGGCAAUUCUGCCACACAGGUUUCCAUUUCUUCUAGUGGAUAGAAUGAUUGAAUACAAUCCUGGAGUUUCUGCAGUGGCCAUAAAGAAUGUAACAAUAAAUGAUAACUUCUUUCCUGGACAUUUUCCAGAAAGACCAAUCAUGCCUGGUGUUCUCAUGGUUGAGGUGAACACUGUGCUGAUUCCAGGGCCAACCCUCUCAUAUUCCAUUUAUGUGACUUGUCUUCUGGCCUGCAUUCAUUUUAUUAUGCGAUGGCCCAAGUAGGUGGCUUGGUUAUGUUGCAGCCUGAAGUUGGAGGUUCCCGUCAGAAUUUCUUCUUUGCUGGAAUAGACAAAGUGCGAUUCAGAAAGCCAGUGAUUGCAGGAGACACAUUAGUUAUGAGAAUGAUACUUAGUAAACUGCAAAAGCGAUUUGGAAUUGCAAAGAUGGAGGGGAAAGCAUAUGUUGGAGGUGAAGUUGUGUGCGAGGGAGAGUUUUUGAUGGCUACAGGAAGUGAAUAACUAAGACAAACCCACCCCAAAAAAAAAAGUUGAUUCUGCUU
Molecule: messenger RNA, 833 nt
Organism: Vigna unguiculata (cowpea)
Lineage: Eukaryota; Viridiplantae; Streptophyta; Magnoliopsida; Fabales; Fabaceae
Biological process (GO): fatty acid biosynthetic process
Molecular function (GO): hydro-lyase activity
Source: RefSeq, a predicted model, not a curated record